Arabidopsis thaliana (thale cress) is the source of this 2270-nucleotide messenger RNA. RefSeq names its product cytochrome P450, family 709, subfamily B, polypeptide 2 (gene CYP709B2). The record is from RefSeq and is marked reviewed. Gene Ontology annotation, molecular function: heme binding; monooxygenase activity; iron ion binding. NCBI's taxonomy places the organism in Eukaryota, Viridiplantae, Streptophyta, Magnoliopsida, Brassicales, Brassicaceae. Bases 92 to 1414 code for a protein of 440 amino acids. The transcript is spliced from 4 exons. Gene Ontology annotation, cellular component: membrane.
CGAUAGGCGAUUUUAGAAUCCGAAGUUUCCUUUAUUGUCCGUUACGUUGUCUUACUUUCUUUCCCAUGUAAAAUAAAUUCCCAUUACUCCUAUGUUAUUUUGUUCGGUUAGAAUUUUAUUCAUUAUAUCUUCAAAACAGCUUGUGCUUAUAUCAGAAACAGAAGUCACGACGACCCUCACACUACACACGACACAUAAAAUUGAAAGCCCCACUGCGAAUCCACCACAAAGCAAAAAAAAUUUGUUUGUUAUUCGAAUGGAGCUCCUGAGCACGAUCAAUCUCUUAGCAAUAGCUCUAGUGCUUCUUGUAGUUCCGAAGAUAUAUGGAGCUUGUCGGAUCCUUGUUUGGCGGCCAUGGAUGCUAUCGAGAAGAUUCAAGAAGCAAGGAAUCUCUGGUCCAAAAUACAGGAUCUUGUAUGGGAACCUCCGAGAGAUUAGGAAGAUGAAGAACGAAGCUAAGCUUAUGGUUCUUGAUCCAAACUCCAACGAUAUCGUCCCUCGCGUCUUACCUCAUCUUCAGCAAUGGAAGUCUCAAUAUGGAGAGACCUUUCUUUACUGGCAAGGAACAGAUCCAAGGUUGUGCAUCUCAGAUCAUGAGCUCGCGAAACAGAUCUUAUCGAACAAGUUUGUUUUUUUUUCUAAAUCAAAGACAAAACCUGAGAUCCUUAAACUUUCUGGUAAUGGACUUAUCUUCGUAAAUGGUCUUGAUUGGGUUCGUCACAGACGAAUCUUAAACCCUGCAUUCUCUAUGGACAAACUCAAGCUCAUGACCCAAUUGAUGGUGGAUUGCACUUUUAGAAUGUUCCUUGAGUGGAAAAAACAGAGGAAUGGUGUAGAAACAGAGCAAUUUGUGUUGAUUAGCAGAGAGUUUAAGAGAUUGACCGCUGAUAUCAUAGCGACGGCUGCGUUUGGAAGCAGUUAUGCGGAAGGAAUUGAAGUAUUUAAAUCACAAUUAGAGCUCCAAAAGUGUUGUGCUGCUGCUCUUACUGACCUCUAUUUCCCUGGAAUCCAGUACCUUCCUACGCCUUCGAAUCUUCAAAUAUGGAAGCUUGAUAUGAAAGUGAAUAGCUCGAUCAAAAGAAUCAUAGAUGCGAGGUUAACAUCGGAAUCCAAAGAUUACGGAAACGAUCUUCUGGGAAUCAUGUUAACAGCUGCAAGCUCUAACGAGUCUGAGAAAAAGAUGAGCAUUGAUGAGAUCAUAGAAGAAUGCAAGACGUUCUUCUUCGCAGGACACGAAACUACUGCGAAUCUAUUGACAUGGAGUACAAUGUUGCUUAGCUUGCACCAAGAUUGGCAAGAGAAACUCAGAGAAGAAGUUUUCAAUGAAUGCGGUAAAGACAAAAUCCCAGAUGCAGAGACAUGCUCCAAACUAAAACUGGUAAAUGCAAAUUGCAAAAGAGUUCCUUGCGGCUGAAGAAAACGGUUUUACUUUUGACCUAACUACAAUUGAUCAUUGCAGAUGAACACGGUGUUUAUGGAGUCCCUUCGUCUAUACGGACCAGUGUUAAAUCUGCUCCGAUUAGCAUCAGAAGAUAUGAAAUUAGGAAACCUAGAGAUCCCUAAAGGCACGACUAUAAUCCUCCCGAUUGCGAAGAUGCACAGAGACAAAGCCGUUUGGGGAAGUGACGCCGACAAAUUCAACCCUAUGCGGUUUGCAAACGGUCUUUCUCGGGCCGCUAAUCAUCCGAACGCUCUCCUCGCGUUUUCAAUGGGACCAAGAGCUUGCAUUGGCCAAAACUUUGCGAUAAUGGAAGCCAAGACCGUUCUCGCCAUGAUUCUUCAACGGUUCCGGCUCAAUCUCUCCGCCGAUUAUAAACAUGCGCCGGCGGAUCACCUCACUCUUCAACCUCAGUACGAUCUACCUGUGAUACUUGAACCUAUCGACGGUUGAAGCAAAUGCUUCUACACUACUCUGUAUAUGAACCUUCAUGGGCUAAAGAGACUUAAUUAAGAUAUUGGGAUAUUACUAUGAAUCAUUUGGGCUAGCCCAUUAACGAUGGCAACUAACGGCGUCAAUUGCUAACUAACGUAACACGUGUUCGGAUAUCAGGCGCCAAAGAGUAAAGUCAAAGCGACUGGUCAAAAGACCCUACGGUCAGAUUGAUCAGGAAUUUUGGUAACAAUGUACCAUCAGAUAAAUCCACAUCCUACUAAUGAUUUAUUAACAAUAUCAAUGUAGUGUAAUUGUCUUUCAAUAAGAAAGUGACCAGUAUAGUAAAGAAAAGAAAGAUCUUCGUUUACAAGGAGAUGUAAACAUCUUAUUUGUCCGG